Molecule: messenger RNA, 1549 nt
Organism: Cherax quadricarinatus
Lineage: Eukaryota; Metazoa; Arthropoda; Malacostraca; Decapoda; Parastacidae
Product: protein D3
Source: RefSeq, a predicted model, not a curated record
GUUAAUGUGCGUAGAGAUACUAACGCUCGAUGAGGCUACGAUACGUCUCUCUCUGCUACAUGUGUUACUGAAGGUGUUGCUACCUGAGCAAGACGAUGGAAGAACACCAAGUAGUUCCUGACGUGAUCGACUCACCACCUCCAGCCAUAUUAAAGGUACGGUAUGGGGAAGCUGUGGUGAAUAGUGGCAACCAACUUACACCUACCCAGGUGGUGGCACUACCUACACUACUCUCCUGGCCAAGAGAGGAGGGUGCUCUCUACACUCUCUGUAUGACAGACCCUGACGCCCCUAAUCGACAGGACCCCAAGUCACGUGAGUUCCUUCACUGGCUAGUGGUCAACCUGCCCAGCUGCGACCCAGCCACUGGUCAUACUCUCUCUGGCUUCGUUGGUUCCGCCCCUGCAGAUGGAUCAGGGCUGCAUCGCUACGUAUACCUCGUGUACCGUCAGCCAGCUCGCAUCCAGUGUGACCACAACUUCAACAAAGUGGAACAACGGAGGAACUUCAGUAUCAGAAACUUUGCUGCCAAACACAACCUGCAGCUGGUGGCUGGAAACUUUUACCAGGCUGAGUAUGACGCCACCUGUGACCUCAUCCACAGACAGUUGGGUCUCCGUCGCUGAGCUACCACCACUACCACCACCACUACCACCACUAUCAACUACCACCACAGUCGCUUAACCUCCAGCAUCACAGCUAAGACUUAGAAAUUAAUUACAAAUUAUGUAAUGUAAGAUUAAUAUUGUAGAAUUUAGAGGCGAAGAUUAUUUGGAUUUAGAUGUAACAUUGAUAUUAUAAAGCUAAAACAAAGCUUAUCCCAGCUAGAUCAAGAUAUUGAAAUGUGCUCGUUAACGGCAGUUUUACAUAACUUGAGUUAAAGAAAGUAUGUUAUAUAUAUGGGCAGAAGUACUGCUACUUGACAGCAAGUAUAUCUAUAGGAGAUAUAACCCACCGGGUUACCCGAACCUUCCACCAAGUUAUCUGCAUCAACAUUUAAACUGUCAGACUUGUUGCUGUCAUAAUGGUGACACCAGUUGAUGAUGGUGAGGCAGAAUCUUGCAGCGUUCCAAUAGCACGACCAAAGUUGUUCAACAAUUCCAUCAUGAAUCACUGAUUCGAAUUACUCUGGGGUUAUUAAAGAGCGAUAUGGAAAUUAGCGUUUUAGGAGGGGGCUAGCUUCCUCGUAAUUACUAAUAAUCAUGGAUUAAUUAUUCAUGGAGUGAUUAACAAAGAAAGUAAUAUCUGCUUUGUAAUUUAGGAGUGUAAGAUAUAUACAACCCUCCCUAUAAUUCCCCCUUCGAUAUAUACGUAUAAUUAAAGGAAGUUUAUUGAACUAUAAUUUGACUAAAUAUUCAACACUAGAAUUACCCUGUUAUUAGCAAUAUCUCAUAAGAAACAUUAUAUUUAUAUUACCACUACAUUCUUCGGAUCAACAGUGACAUUAGAAAAUAAAAUAAAAUAGAUAAAUUUAAUAAACUGAAUAAGGUGUAAUAAUAAAUAAAUAUUAGAUAAUUAAAUUAUCAUUAAUAAAAUUAAAAAAAAAAAA